This is a messenger RNA of Nasonia vitripennis (jewel wasp), 2688 nucleotides long. RefSeq names its product protein pygopus (gene pygo). The record is from RefSeq and is a predicted model, not a curated record. NCBI's taxonomy places the organism in Eukaryota, Metazoa, Arthropoda, Insecta, Hymenoptera, Pteromalidae. The transcript has 2 exons. The coding region runs from base 231 to 1571 and encodes 446 amino acids.
GUAACUUAGUCCGUGGCGUGCAUACCUACAUGUUUCCUAUAUAGCGUUUGCAGUUUGCAGUUUGCAGUUUGCACUGAUGCACUCUCGUGCGUCGUGUAUAUUUUUUCGAAGUGGUAUAUAAUGAAAUCGGAGAGAAAAAAAUAAGUGUACAUUUUUACAAUUAAAAAAUGUUUCUGAGAGAAGCCGAAAACACAUCAGCUGUUGCGCACACUAGAUAAUACAAAAUUUUAAUGAUGGAGUUGAACGGAAUGGGUAUGGGAAUCGGAGUUGGAGUUGGUGUUGGUUCCUCACCUCCACCAUCUUCAUCCAGUACUGUAAAUCCUAAGAAGAAGCGAAGGACAAACACCAACACGGCACAAGCUACGCAACGCACUCCAGCCAUGCAGGACUUUGUACCUCCUCCAUUGUCAGGAUUUGGUGAUACAGUUGUGGCUAGCAAUCCUUUUGAUGACACUCCACAACCAGGUUUGAAUCCUGCUAUGCACAAUGGUCCACAGCAAAUGCAUCCUCAUCACCCACACCAUUUGGGAAACCCACAAAUGCGUGGGAUGAAUCCAUUGGCAACCGGUAACAUGAAUCCUAUGAUGCCACAUAUGAGUAACGUGAAUGCCAUGAAUAACUCAACCAUUGGCAAUCAUAUGGGACACAUGGGUAACUUACCUAAUACAAAUCAUCCACCAAUGAACAAUAUGAAUCCAAUGAAUAACAUGCGACCGAAUAUACCGCAGGGUUCUCUGGGCCCUAUGAAUAAUCAUAUGAAUAUGAAUCAUAUGAUGAAUUCUCAAAUAAGUGGUCCAGCAAUAAACAGUCCAAUAAAUGGAAUGAAUCAUAAUAUGGGAAGUCCCAUGGGAGGACCGAUAGGUUCUCCUAUAAACAGUAUGAGUCCUAAUCAUAUGACGAACAGUACUUUAAAUGUCUCAGCAAUGAAUGCGACAAAUACUGCUCUUUCGCACAAUGCGCCUCAACCUCAUCCAAAUCAUUUGAACAGUAUACGUACUGGCUUAAAUAGACCUCAUAAUAUGCCUUUGACAACAAUGAGCUCUACCGUACCAAACGCUAUGAUCGGUAACAAUCAAAUGAAUAAUUUAAACAUGAUAAGAUCACAAAUUACUAAUAUUCCAAAUGUGAAUAUGAAUCAACGCAAUCCAUUGGGACACAUGGGUAAUCCUAUGAGUAAUGUUUCCAAUAACUUAAGUGGAAAAUCUCCUAGUCAUGGAAUUAAUAUUGGCAAUGCAAUGCCUCAACAUGGAUUACAAGGACCUCCAUCAUUAGGACCAAAACCAAUACCAGAGUCAACUGGUAAAGUAUAUCCACCGGAUCAACCAAUGGUAUUCAACCACCAGAAUCCAAAUGCCCCACCAAUCUCGCCAUGUGGAGUUUGCCAUAAAGAAGUCCAUGCGAAUGACCAAGCAAUACUUUGUGAAUCUGGAUGUAAUUUUUGGUUCCAUAGAAGGUGUACAGGAUUAUCAGAAAUUGCUUACGAUUUGUUAAUGCAUGAAGUCUGUGCCGAAUGGGCUUGCGAUAGGUGUAUGAAUUCGAAAAAUGUGUCGUUGGUCAAGUUUAAACCGUAAAAUACUUCAGUUAUGUGCUUAUGUCAUUAUCAGUUUAUAUAUAUAUAUAUUAUAUAAAUAAUUAGGUUAUUUCAAUUACAUUUUUUAUGAUCAUCGACGUAUACUAUAAAACUUGUUAAUAAUUUACAAAAUCAUUAAAAUUUAUUUAAUAAUAAAAAAAAUUUAAUACCUAUUUUUUAUUUAAUGUUUAAACAUUCUUAUGCAUUUCAUUGGUUUUCAUUGAAUUUGUAAUUUUGCAAAUUCUACAGAGCUUUUAAUAUUUUUACUCUACAAGUGCCUAAUGUUAUGCAAAUGCAAAACAAUUAUUUUAUAACAUGUGUGUGUUUAUCAUCUUUCAAAGAAUUCGAAAUAAAUUUUUAUCUCUGCUAACUUGCAGCUGGAUGUUCUUUAACAAUGCAAAUCAUGCCUAUUAAAAUAAGACAAGUAAAUUUGUCAAGUUGUUUGCUUACUUUGCGGAUAGAGUUUCCAAGUGGUCAUUUAGUAAAUAGAUCUAAAUAAUUUUUUACAUUCUAUAAAUAAAUAUGAUAAAUUCGAAGAACUUGCAGUCAUAUAAAGUAUUAUUAGAAAAGGAAUCUCCUUAGUAUUUUGGCAUUCAUUUAAUCCUAAUAUCAAAUUAAAAAUAUAUAACAAUGGUUCAAGGUUGAUCAAAAGUGUAUACAUUAUUUCUUAAUUGAGUUUAUUCAUAUAUCACUUGAAAAAUACAUUCUAAUAUUCUCUUAUUUAUAUGUGUAAUAAAUUUUUUCAAUAUAAAAAACAAUAUAUGUUAGUUCUUAGAUAUAUAAACGGCCACGCAGUUCGUAUUUACAUUGUAAAAUUAAAACGUUUUAACGUUUCAGAUCGUGCUAUUAGUCUUUUAACUUUCAUAAUUUCAAGAUAUUGAAAAUAUUAGUCGUUGCUCAUGGGCUUAUGUAUGAUAUUUUCUUAAAAUGGCAAGCAUGAUUUUGUGUAAAUUGUGCGUCAGAUUAUCGAUUUGAAAAUAAUACUUAGUGUAUACUUAUUAUAAUUUACAAAAAUCCAUUGUACAAUGCCAAACAAUAUGAAAUUCUUCAUUGUUUACAUUUUGUCAUGGUAAUACUUACAAAAGUUUUUUAUCAAAAUUUGUACAAACGAACAAAAA